Messenger RNA from Lodderomyces parapsilosis, 1368 nucleotides. RefSeq names its product acetylornithine transaminase (gene ARG8). NCBI's taxonomy places the organism in Eukaryota, Fungi, Ascomycota, Pichiomycetes, Serinales, Debaryomycetaceae. The transcript has a single exon. The record is from RefSeq and is a predicted model, not a curated record. Gene Ontology annotation, molecular function: pyridoxal phosphate binding; transaminase activity; identical protein binding. The coding region runs from base 1 to 1368 and encodes 455 amino acids. Gene Ontology annotation, cellular component: mitochondrial matrix. Gene Ontology annotation, biological process: arginine metabolic process.
AUGUUGAGAUUUUUUGCUUCAAAUAGAUCAUUCGCAAAGAUUGCACGUCAAACGGGGUUGAGAUCUACAGCUUACAAGUAUUCAACAACAAAAAAGACAAAGCCAACAUUUCAUGAAGUUUCCGACGCAAGUGAAGAGUCACACACUGGCCAAUUCAUAAACAAGGUUUCUAAGCCGUACACGGUAACUACCUAUGCUCGGCCAAAUCUAGUUCUAACGCAUGGUAAAGGCUCUUAUAUUUAUGACUUGGAGAACCGAAAGUAUAUCGAUUUUACUGCUGGAAUCGCAGUGACUUGUCUAGGCCAUUCAAACGAAGGCAUCACAGAGAUAUUGAAGGACCAAUCGGAAAAGCUUAUACACUGCUCCAAUUUAUAUUAUAACUUACCCGCAGGUGAGUUGGCAAGUAAAUUAAUUCACAAGACAAAGGAACAUAACGGAUUGAACGACGCUUCAAGGGUAUUUUUGUGUAACUCUGGAACCGAAGCCAAUGAAGCAGCCUUGAAGUUUGCUAGGAAGUAUGGUAAGGUGAAAGGUGGAGAUUCUAAAACUGAGUUUAUCACCUUUGCUAAUUCAUUUCAUGGUAGAUCAAUGGGUGCUUUGUCAGUAACUCCCAAUCCCAAAUAUCAAUCGCCUUUUGUGCCUUUGAUACCAGGAAUACAUGUUGCAGAACCAAAUAAUAUCGAAAGUGUUAAAAACUCAAUGUCAUCGGAGAAAACCUGUGGUGUUAUUAUCGAACCAAUACAAGGAGAAGGAGGGGUUAACUCAAUGGAUGAAACUUUCUUGGUCGAAUUGAGAAAAUUGUGUAAUGAUCAUGACGUUUUACUAAUUUAUGACGAGAUUCAAUGUGGAUUGGGUAGAUCAGGUAAGUUAUGGGCUCAUUCGUAUUUACCUAAUGAAACGCAUCCAGAUAUCGUGACCAUGGCAAAAGCUUUAGGGAACGGAUUCCCCAUUGGUGCCACUAUGAUUACAGAAAAGGUUGAAAAUGUUCUUUCUGUUGGGGAUCAUGGAACAACUUAUGGAGGAAAUCCACUUGGAGCUCGAAUCGGAUCAUUCGUUGUAGAUGAGAUCACAAAGGAGCCAUUUUUGGUCAAUAUCAAUGAAAAGUCGGCAAAGUUUGUCGCGAAGUUGAAUCAGAUUGCCGAGACCAAUCCAGACAAAGUGCUAAAAGUUAAAGGAAAGGGGUUAUUGUUGGGAUUACAGUUUGCUGAAAAUAUUGAUAUCAAUAAGAUUGUAGAAAAGUGUAGAGAAAAUGGUUUGUUGAUAAUUACUGCUGGAAUGAAUACCAUCAGGUUUGUCCCCGCACUCAACAUACCAGAUGAAGCUAUAGACGAUGGUCUUGCUAUUUUAGAACAUUGUAUAGAGCAGUAA